AUGGCGCCACCAGCCGUCUCGUUACGGCACACCAACGGCAACGGCAGCAGCACGCUGACCGCUGGCGGCGGCAGCGACGACGAGGCGUGCCCGGUGUGCAAGACGACGCGCUACUUCAACAAGGACAUGGAGUUUCGCAUCAAUACCGAGUGCUACCACCGCAUGUGCAAGACGUGCGUGGAGCGCAUCUUCAAGGACGGCCCCAACCAGUGCCCCUACGCAGGCUGCCACAAGACGCUGCGCCUGCGCGGCUUCAAGGCGGCCUACUUUGCGGACCUGGCCGUCGAGCGCGAGGUUGACAUCCGCCGGCGCGUCGCGACCGUCUUCAACAAGGUCGAGGACGACUUUGACUCGCUCGACAGCUACAACGACUACCUGUACAUGGUCGAGUGCCUGACGGACGACCUGGUCAACGGCCCCGACGCGGCGCGCGUCAAGGCCGAGGGCCAGCUCGCCGACUGGGAGGCCCAGCACAAGGCCGAGAUUGAGCGCAACCGGAAAAUCGCAAAGGAGUCGGACGAGGCGCGCCAGAAGCGCCUCGCGGCGGAGCAGGAGAGCACGCGCCAGCGCCGCCUGCAGGACCUCCGCGAAGAGGCCGACGAAAAGGCCAGCGCGGCGCGCUUCCGUGAGGAGAUGCUCGACUCGCUGCAGAGCGCCGACGUCGGGCACGCCGCGGAGGCCGUGCACAAGAUUGUCCUCAAGAAGCGCGGCCAGCAGCAGCAGCCGUCACGGGGUGGCGCGCUGGACCCGGCGAGCGGGCUGUCGAUCCGCGGCCUGCGCGACAAAAAGGCCGCCGCCGCCGACGCCGCCGCCGAGAGCAACAGGCCGUACGACCCCUACGGCGGGCUGGACCUGGCGCCGCAGCGCGUCGACCUGGCGCCGGAUCGCCUGGGCCAGUACAGCAGCGAGUGGCUCGACGUAGUCCGCUCCAAGCACGACUACACGGUCGGCGGGUACAGCCCGGACGAGUACCUGACUAGGGCGCUCUUUGAGGCCUUUUCGGGCCUGGGCGUCUUUGUCGACGAGGAAAAGGACAGCCAGGGCAAAACGGCGGUGGCCAGUGGUGGUGGUGGUGCUAUGGAACUAGAUGAUUCGUUCUGA
Messenger RNA from Akanthomyces muscarius, 1101 nucleotides. RefSeq lists its product as uncharacterized. Gene Ontology annotation, biological process: positive regulation of cyclin-dependent protein serine/threonine kinase activity; regulation of transcription by RNA polymerase II; nucleotide-excision repair. Gene Ontology annotation, molecular function: cyclin-dependent protein serine/threonine kinase activator activity. Bases 1 to 1101 code for a protein of 366 amino acids. The transcript has a single exon. Gene Ontology annotation, cellular component: transcription factor TFIIH holo complex. NCBI's taxonomy places the organism in Eukaryota, Fungi, Ascomycota, Sordariomycetes, Hypocreales, Cordycipitaceae. The record is from RefSeq and is a predicted model, not a curated record.